GGUGUGGUAAAAAGAAGGGGAAACCAACAUAAAUGGAAUUGCUGCAACCUAUGUGUAGUACAUGUCAAUCUUUUCUGCCACAGAGAGCAUCCCAAUCAUCAAUUAUCCUACACGAAUUAGUGAAUUUUGGUCUUCUGUUAUAAGACCAAGUCAGUAACAUGACGAUACAAGGGAUUGUCAUUUUAUUGGUAUCAAUAACACAAGUAUUAUCUGCACCAAGUGGAUGUAUAGAAUCUUGUAGCCAUUCUAUCAAACACUUCCAAGUUGGUUCACAAACAUCUGGUAGCAUUCAAAAUCAUGAUUUAACGCAAACUUCAGCGCGUUUAGAAGGACUUGACUAUUCCAAACCUGGAACUUGGUCAGAACACAAUGACUACAAUACGGAUAAUGGAAAUGGGAAAAUACAUGAAGAACGGGGUCAAUAUGUUGAUGGUUCCAAGACGGUAAGAUACUACAAGAAGAAUUAUUCAUCAUCUUACAAUACAGGAUACCCAAGUGGUGCAGAAUUAUCGGAGAUUGAACAGGAAAAUAGACACGGUGUUUAUGUACCUAAUAUGGAAGAGAACAUUAAUUCUCAAAGGACAUAUGAUCAAGUAAGUAAUAUUGGAUCAAUGGCACAACAUAGUGGAACACACAGUGAACACAGAGAAUCAUCGAUCAUAAGAGGCAACGCUCGUAGCGAAAGGCUCGAGGAUCUUGGAGAAUAUGAUACUGGGUCGAAUACUCAAAUCUCUCAAAACCCCUUUUAUACUAAUACACAACCUGGAAAUUGGAGCAAAGUGGAUUCAUAUAGAACUGAUGGAGGACAUGGACGAGUGUUUGAAGAAGAAGGUCAAUACGUAACAGGACCUAAGAAAAUUCGUUAUUACAAGAGGAACUACACUUCCAGUUCUGGCUCAUCCAGUGGUAUUCCUACACUUACGACAAGUAGAAUUGGAGUACACAACUUAGACAGAGAACUAGAAAACUUGCAAAGAGAAAUUGAGCAAAAAUUAAAACAGAUGUCUGCUACAACAAACAUGGCGUCUAGUAAUAUUGCACAAACAAAUAUUAAUAUGCAUGGAUUGACCAGUGAUAGUCUUCAUAAUAUAAACAGUAAUGUUCAUAGAGGUCAUGUCAAUCAUGGAAGCAGUUUAUUUACGACGAAUCAUGAUGAAGAACAAGACUAUAUACAGCGAACAGAUACUGAUAUUGGACCUUAUAAAAGUCCUUCUCAGAAUAUUAAAGAUACAAGAAAUUCUAAUAUGUAUGAAAACCACGAGGUAUACACAACAAACCAGCAACCUACAAUAGGACAUAUUAAUGUACUUAAUACUGGAAGGAGCAGUUACAAUAAAAAUAUAUACAGCGGAGGAAUGACACAACAACAUAGAGAUAAUCUGCAGCAAACAGAACUUUUGGAUAGUCAGCAGAAAAAGUUUGUUGAUGAUAAUUUAAGGCAGAAUACGUACAAUCUAAAUAGCCCAAUAAAUUCAGACACAUUAGGUCGAUUUCCGCAUUACAAAGAACAAUGGAGUUCUUCUAGUCACAUGCAAGAAAUUUCACGACCUCAACAUUUUGCAGAUAUUCCAUACAUUAACGAGCAGAAUGCACAGUACAACAAUAGAUAUAGAGAAAAUAGUUUUCAUUCCGAGCAUCAAUCAAAAUUAGGAAAACUGAUGUCUGGAACAUUGGAUUUAAGUCAAGUAGGAAAUAAUGCAGACUGCACACAUGGAACAAUUGAGCAUGUGCACACCAGCUCUCAACACCAAACAAUGUACAAACGUGAUGCUAAAUCUGAUGAAUCCAGUGAUACACAAGAAUAUCCAACUAAGCAGUUAAGUCAACAACAUCAAGAUUUCAGUGCAGGUGCAAAUGCAGAUAUGGUCCAACAAACAGAUCAAUUCGAUGAUUUUACUCAACAGACUUCUGGAAAACUAGAGUUUGGACAGCAGUCACGAAGUACUUAUCCUCAGAAACCAAGUGGUCAACACUCAGAAGACCUGACACAACAAACAGAUGAUUUCGGAGAUUUCACUCAACAAACGUCUGGAAAACUAGAGUUUGAGCAGCAAUCACAAAAUACUUAUCAUCCUCAGAAACCAAGGAAUGAAAAUCAACACUCAGAAGAUCUGACACAGCAAACAGAUGAUUUUGGAGAUCUCUCUCAACAAACAUCUGGAAAAUUAGAGUUUGGACAGCAGUCACAAAGUACUUAUCAUCCUCAGAAGCCAAGGGAUGAAAAUCAACAUUUAGAAGAUCUGACACAGCAAACAGGUGAUUUUGAAGAUUUUACUCAACAAACUUCUGGGAAGCUUGAGUUUGGACAACAAUCAGAACAUUCCCAUCAUCCACGCAAUCCAAGUACUGGUGAUCAACACUUAGAAGAUUUGACACAACAAACAGAUGAUUUUGGAGAUUUCACUCAACAAACAUCUGGAAAACUAGAGUUUGGACAGCAGUCACAAAGUACUUAUCAUCCUCAAAAACCAAGUGAUGAAAAUCAAUACUCAGGAGAUCUGACACAGCAAACAGGUGAUUUUGAAGAUUUUACUCAACAAGCUUCUGGGAAGCUUGAGUUUGGACAGCAGUCACAAAGUACUUAUCAUCCUCAAAAACCAAGUACUGGUAAUCAACACUCAGAUCUGAGUCAGCAAACAGAUGAUUUUGGAGAUCUCACUCAACAAAUAUCUGGAAAACUAGAAUUUGGACAACAACCACAAAAUAUCUAUCACCCUCAAAAACCAAGUACUGGUAAUCAACACUCAGAUCUGACUCAGCAAACAGAUGAUUUUGGAGAUCUCACUCAACAGACUUCUGGAAAUCUUGAGUUUGAACAAGACUCUCAACAUUCAUACCAGCCAUGGAACCAAGGUGCCAGUCCUCAAUAUCCAGAAGAUUUGACACAACAAACAGAUGAAUGUAAUGAUUUUACUCAACAGACUUCUGGAAAGCUUGAGUUUGGACAACAAUCAGAACAUUCCCAUCACCCACGCAAACCAAGUACUAGUAAUCAACACUCAGAUUUGACUCAGCAAACUGAUGAUUUUGGAGAUCUUACUCAACAAACAACUGGAAAUCUUGACUUUGAACAAGACUCUCAGUAUUCAUACCAGCCAUGGAACCCAAGUACUAGUAAUCAACAGUCAGAAGGUCUGACCCAGCAAACAAGUAAAUUUAGUGGUGGUACUAUAAUGAAUGGUCAAAUUUCAGAAAAUAACGUUCAAAAUACUAAUAAGUUUCCUGAUAUGAGUGGUGCAAAUGAUGUAUAUGGGCAACAAUAUAGCCAACAACAUAACCUAGAAAUUCCUGAAGAGCCUCAAGUAUCUAGUACACCAUUUCCUAAACCAGCAGAAAAACCUAAACCAAGGUCAAGAUAUUCAAGAACUGGAUUCGCAAGAAAUGUUCAAGAUGCACAUAAUACUAACAGUCAACAAACUUCCAAUCCGGAUAGUAGUGAUACAUAUGCUGUGAACAUAGAUAAUACUAAAAAUCAAAGUAGACAUGAUCAAAGUACAAACGAUUUCAUAAAUGUGGGUAGUUCCAGACAUUUAAGUCAACAAGCUGCAGGUAAUGUAUUCAGUGUUGAUGGAGGAAACAUGGAUCAAAGUACCUCGUUACACAAGUCCAAUGAUGCAACUGUAGGGUUACAGUGGCAUUAUACAUAUCACCCAAGCGAUCAAAGAACAUUUGUACAACAAAUAGAGCAAAAGGAUAAGGAGGAUUUACAACAAACAUCAAGCAAUCUAGACUUCCAUCAAUCUGAUCACAAUUUGGAUCAACAGGAAACACAAAAUACAUAUACAUUUGAAGAUGCAUAUCAACAGUCAACUAAUGGAGGUAAUGAAGAUUUACAAUUAUCUCAAAAAUAUCAAGGAGAAUCGGAAAGCAUGCAACAAAGUCACUUAGAAUUUGGCCAACAGACAGUAAGUGAAACUGAUAAUGAACAAAAAUAUGUUCAAACCAGUGAGACUGAACAUCACUUAGAACCAAGAAUUUUGGAAGCUUAUGGAGGUGGACCAUAUGAUAUAUCUCAUGAUGAUGAUAUAUACAGGGGAGUGACAAUAAAUCCUAGUGCUACACUGCCACCAAUUAAUAGUGCUGAUCCAUGGGAUAUUCGAGAGAAGCCUAGAGUAAUGGUAGGAACAGUUAAUGAAGCAACACCUACACCAAUGCCUGUAGAACCUUUAGAUGUAAAUAAUAUAACAACAGAAGCACCAUCUUUUUGGUCAAGAGUUGGUAAUCGAUUAACAAAUACUUUUGAUAAAGCUAAAGAAAAAGCUAGAUCCAUCUUUGGAUAAAUAUAACACUAACUAAUGUUCAUUUGUAAUUGACUUUUUCUUAGUAAUAUAAGGCUUAUUGUGUAAUAUGUAUUUAUCAGUGUCAUAUAACAUGCUGUCAUUUAUUUUGAUUAUUUAAUGAUUUCGAGAAAUUGACAUAGUAUUAUGAAAUGGCACUUUUUUAAAAUUAUUAUACAUUUUACGUUGUUAUUUGAAUAAAGAAAACAUAUAUUUUCUAAA
Molecule: messenger RNA, 4499 nt
Organism: Hylaeus volcanicus
Lineage: Eukaryota; Metazoa; Arthropoda; Insecta; Hymenoptera; Colletidae
Product: filaggrin-like
Exons: 3
Coding region: 159-4280 (1373 amino acids)
Source: RefSeq, a predicted model, not a curated record